Paramacrobiotus metropolitanus is the source of this 1490-nucleotide messenger RNA. RefSeq lists its product as uncharacterized. The record is from RefSeq and is a predicted model, not a curated record. Gene Ontology annotation, molecular function: protein binding. Lineage: Eukaryota; Metazoa; Tardigrada; Eutardigrada; Parachela; Macrobiotidae. The transcript is spliced from 3 exons. The coding region runs from base 38 to 1222 and encodes 394 amino acids.
UGUCGCUGAACGGAAAAUCAUACCGGGGGAGCUUCUGAUGCCGGAGACGCCGGUGCGUCCGUGGAUUUGGGUGCCGGGUGAAAUCCACUGGGCAGGAAAACGGAGACCAAUGUGCCAAGCGGCCAUUGUCCAUUGGCAGGACUCGGGUGCACAGUGCACCGACAUUAUCCCCUUACAGCGUAUUCGCCUAGUUCAGGAUGUCGAGGGCGCCGUCGUACCCGACGACGAAAUCCCUCGAGGCAGCUUUGUUAAGCGCAGUGUGGAACUGGGUGAAGAAUUUCCUUCGCUCUCCACCGGAGUAGCCCAGGCGCUCAUCAAGCGUUUGAAUGGCCGCCUGUCUCACUCCACACCCGUUUUCGUAGUGGACAUCCUGGACGGCCAUUUACAAUACAUUUGCCAGAUCGGCGAUGAAGACACUUACCCGUGGGUCAUUGACGAGUUCAUAGAGAAAGUGCGCAGCGUUGCCAAAGAUUUCCCUGACGAAGCGGUUCCGCCCAUAGAAGACGGUUUUGCGCAGCUGGAGCUACCGACGGAAUUGUGGCAAGAGGUCUUUUCAAACCUGGACACCGUGAAACAGACGCAGCUGCGCGCCGUGUGCGCUAUGUGGAAACAGAUCCUGGAUGGGCCAGCACUGUGUUCCACAAUAGUAAUCGGCAACGAACAGUACAGCCACAAGUUCACGUGGGAAUCGGACAAUUUCCUCUGCUUGGCGAGUGUGAACAAGUGUUUACGCCCCGACACGCAACGCAUCGUCAUAACGCACCUCGGGGAGAAUGAGUGGUGGAGCAUGCACUACGCAAAGGAAGUAUUCGACCUGAUCCGCUACGUGGCUGCCCAACAAACCGGAAUCCGGCUGCGAACUUUGCAUCUGCGCGGCGUCGUCCUUGGCAACCUGAUCAGCCGCUGUUUGGUCGACACUAACGUUGGCCAGAUGGGCGUGAAUUGGUUUCUUCCUGGGCCAGCGCUGGACACGAGGUCCGCUGACAGUGAUCUGGAGUUCAUUGUCGCAUGCCGCAAUCUACCGUGCAAUACCAUCCACAUGACGAACUGCGAAGUUAUUUUGGGGAACUUGCUGACCCAUAGGAAGAAGAUCAGUUUCAAACGUUUGUCACGAUCAACAUCGGCACUGCGCAAUUGCCGCUCGGCGAUGGUUUCGAUUGCGCAUUCCGGGAUGCGUUGGAGGCUUCACUGCCGGAACUAUCGAGUGACCAGCAGCGGUUGAAACACUCAGCGAUCGAGGGCGCCGCAUUGAAGACGGCAGUCUGCAAGAUACUCACUGCGGCGCAGUCGGGCGAUCCGCGUCCGUCGUCGCAUUACCGCGGAAAAGAGUGGAACUUGGAUGCCGAGGGUCUUCAAGAUCUGCAGUGGGAGAAGCUGUCGCGCAUUACUCGGCGUUUGCUCGUCGAACUGCAAACGUCGACGAGGGAAACGGAUUUUAGAUGUUGUUUCGGUCCAGAACAUUUCGACUCCUUGUAGUUGCUACUGGACAC